Molecule: messenger RNA, 1225 nt
Organism: Ruditapes philippinarum (Manila clam)
Lineage: Eukaryota; Metazoa; Mollusca; Bivalvia; Venerida; Veneridae
Exons: 3
Coding region: 135-1178 (347 amino acids)
Biological process (GO): N-acetylglucosamine metabolic process; sulfur compound metabolic process
Molecular function (GO): N-acetylglucosamine 6-O-sulfotransferase activity
Source: RefSeq, a predicted model, not a curated record
AGUAUAUGGGAAUUAUCUCUGAUUUAAGUAGCUUGUCUAUUUCUUUGAGAUGCUAUAAUCCUCUUACAAAUACCAUUCACCAAACUGUAUCAAAAUAACUGAGCAGUCCGUGUAGUACAAAAACCCACACGAAAAUGCCAUCUUUGCACAGGAGAAUUAAGAAAAUUAUUUUAAUUUUGUUGCUUUCAGUGGGUUUAGUUUCUAUAAAUCUGAAUGGAAAUGGGAAUAAUUGGUUACAAAUCAUUUUGACAGGUGGUCGAUCUACAACCGAAUGCAAGAAUGUUUUACUGUUUUCUUACAUGAGAAGUGGGUCCUCUGUGACAGGAAAUCUGCUGCGAGACUCUCCGGGAGUAUUUUUCAUGUUCGAACCACUGAGUCCACUAGCACCUUACAGUUAUUUUACAGACAGCUCAGUUUGUGAGAUGAGAAACAGCACGUGCAGAACCAAAAAUGCUAGAGAUCGAAUUGGAACAGCGUUAACGGCACUGGUCAAUCUAUACUCUUGCAAUCUGUCAAAAGUCCCGAUAUCUCUUAUAUAUAAGAUGGCACAAGAAGGAAAGUCCGGUAAAGCGUGGUUAGAAUAUGGAGCAUGUCUGAAUGGAACGAAAUCACGUGACCAACAGAAUAGUAACGACAUAGAUACGACCAUGCAUUGUCUUAAUCGUCUUGAACAAGCUUGCAUAUCUGCUGACCGCAGAGUAGCUAAAGUUUUACGUUUAGGUUUCUCAACAGUAGAGCAACUGCUUAAUAGAUUACCUACUUUAAAGGUGCUGUACUUAACACGAGAUCCUCGUGCAAUAAUCAACUCGCGCAUCAAAACAGAGUGGUUCCCAGUAUUCAAAGAAAAACCCGGAACUGUCUCUAAUAAUAUACUAAGUUUAUGUCUUAAAAUGAAAACGGACAUAAUGUCGUGGAUAUACACUGAUGUAUUGUACAAAGAUAGGAUUUUACAUACUACAUUAAAUAAACUAGCGUCCCGAAUGCCCGUCAUGUCAGACGUGUACAAGUUCAUACACAAGAAAGUAACUGGUGAUGAGAGACAAAAAAUUAUUACAUUUUUACAUGGAAAUAAGGCAAACAAUUAUACAGAAAAAUGGCGGACAGAAUUACAUCCUGCUGAUAGGAAACGAGUAGAAAAUCAGUGUGGCUACGUCAUUCAACGUUUGACUGAGUUAUAAACCGUUUAAAUAUCAUUAUUAUUAAAUAAAAUGUUUGAUAUAAAAUA